Molecule: messenger RNA, 964 nt
Organism: Orycteropus afer afer
Lineage: Eukaryota; Metazoa; Chordata; Mammalia; Tubulidentata; Orycteropodidae
Gene: RAB27B
Product: RAB27B, member RAS oncogene family
Biological process (GO): melanosome transport; positive regulation of exocytosis
Cellular component (GO): secretory granule; melanosome
Molecular function (GO): GTP binding; GTPase activity
Source: RefSeq, a predicted model, not a curated record
AGGCCCACCAAGACUAUCACUAUGACCGAUGGGGACUAUGAUUAUCUGAUCAAACUCCUGGCCCUUGGAGACUCCGGGGUGGGGAAGACGACAUUUCUUUAUAGAUACACCGACAAUAAAUUCAAUCCAAAAUUCAUCACAACAGUGGGAAUAGACUUCCGGGAAAAACGUGUGGUUUAUAACACACAAGGCCCAAAUGGAUCUUCAGGGAAAGCUUUUAAGGUGCACCUUCAGCUUUGGGACACUGCAGGACAAGAACGGUUUCGGAGCCUAACCACUGCGUUUUUCAGAGAUGCCAUGGGCUUCUUGUUAAUGUUUGACCUCACCAGUCAACAGAGCUUCUUAAAUGUCAGAAACUGGAUGAGCCAACUGCAAGCAAAUGCUUAUUGCGAAAAUCCAGAUAUAGUAUUAAUUGGCAACAAAGCAGACCUGCCAGACCAGAGGGAGGUCAACGAACGGCAAGCCCAAGACCUGGCAGAAAAAUACGGCAUACCCUACUUUGAAACAAGUGCAGCAACUGGACAGAAUGUGGAGAAAGCUGUGGAGACCCUUCUGGACUUAAUAAUGAAACGAAUGGAACAGUGUGUAGAGAAGACACAAGUCCCCGACACUGCCAAUGGAGGGAACUCCGGAAAACUAGAUGGGGAGAAGCCAGCAGAGAAAAAAUGUGCCUGCUAGACUCUACAUGUGAACUGACAAUCAAGAGCCCCACCCAAAUAUUACUUCCACAACAAAUGACCAACCACGAAAUUGUUGUUGAGUAGACCAUGCACAAAGGCAUGUCUUUCUUUUUCUGCCAGAAAAUCUACUUUAAGAAACUACAGUAGUCAACAGCGUGCAAAUGAAUUAAACAGUUUUCCCUGAGGCCCCUCCAGACAAGAUCAAAGAUUCCCUAAUGAUGUCUCACCAUCAUGGAUGCUAAAUGUGUUUUUCUUACAAAGAUGAAUAUAUAAGAUAGUGUACA